AAGAUCAACCCUUACACCUCUCUCAAGUGGGAGGAAAUCACGCCGAGGACCAGUAUAAAAGCGGUCGGUAAAGUCGAAGAAGCAUCACUCAAGUGCCCACCACCGAUCUCAUCCCGCACAACAACAUGAAGGUCUUUGUCGUUCUCGCCCUUCUGGCUGCCGUGUGCGCCGAGCCUCCCGUUGGCAACCAGUACCUGCCCCCUGGACAGGGUGGUCAGUCUGGCUACAGCAGGGGCGGCCCUGGUGGCUUCCCUAGCGGCGGCGGCGGUGGCUUCUCCCCAUCCGCCUCCUCCAACAACGGAUACUCGUCGGGGGGUCCCUCAGGCGGCGGAUUCUCUUCCGGCGGCAGCAAUGGAUAUCCCUCCGGAGGCCCUGGAGGAUUCGGUAGCAGGAACGAUGAGGGCUCCAACGAGCCUGCCAAGUACGAGUUCAAGUAUGACGUGAACGACCCUGCCAGCGGAUCCAACUUUGGUCACCAGGAGAGCCGCGACGGCGACUACGUCCAGGGAGAGUACCGCGUCCUGCUGCCCGACGGCCGCACCCAGAUCGUCAAGUACGAGGCUGACCAGAACGGCUACAGACCCACCAUUGAGUACGAGGGUGAGGCUAACAACGGCGGCCAGGGCGGUCAGGGCGGAUACCCUGCGUCCGGCCAGGGCAGUUUCGGCGGCGCCUCCGCCAGAGCACCUGGUUUCGGCAACGGCCCUUACUAAUUGUGAAAUAACCUUCCUGUAAAUUAUUGUGUUCCAUUUAAGUUACCAUGAAGGCAAAUUGUGAAAUUAUUUUGCUCAAAAUUUCAAUUCCUUUUCUGUACGACCAGCGAAAAGAAUCUUGUGUUAAUUUUUAUCAAUUGGAAUAUUGAAAAUUCACCUUUCGAGAAACUGUAUUGUUAUAUGUCUAUAUGCUUAUUUUUACGAUGAUAUCUAUAUGUAUACUGCACCAACUAAAAAGUGCCUCUAUGGUUUUAUUAAACUGUGAAUAUAACUAACAGUCAUUAAAUCAAAACUGAAAUAACG
Neocloeon triangulifer is the source of this 1016-nucleotide messenger RNA. RefSeq names its product pro-resilin (gene Cpr56F). The record is from RefSeq and is a predicted model, not a curated record. The coding region runs from base 126 to 713 and encodes 195 amino acids. NCBI's taxonomy places the organism in Eukaryota, Metazoa, Arthropoda, Insecta, Ephemeroptera, Baetidae. The transcript is spliced from 3 exons. Gene Ontology annotation, cellular component: extracellular matrix.